This is a messenger RNA of Capsaspora owczarzaki ATCC 30864, 1117 nucleotides long. RefSeq lists its product as hypothetical. The transcript is spliced from 2 exons. The record is from RefSeq and is a predicted model, not a curated record. NCBI's taxonomy places the organism in Eukaryota, Filasterea, Ministeriida, Capsasporidae. The coding region runs from base 30 to 947 and encodes 305 amino acids.
UGGAAAAACGCCCGAACGAACCAAAAGUCAUGGACCAAAAACCUGAGCCAACUCCAACCAGCCAGUAUCCGGCUCCGGAUGCUCAGCCAGCAAGCAUUCCGCAGCCGCCGAUGCAACCUCAGCAGUAUGCACAAGCGCCGACCCAGCCGUACACUCAAGCUCCGCCGCAACCGUACACUCAAGCGCCGCCGUAUGUCGGACCGCCUUCCUACCCCUCAUCGCCGGUGGUGCAACAGCAGGGACAGUAUUACCCGCAGUACCAACAGCCGCACCAGUACCCGACUCACACUGCGCUCAGGCCCUACACCAACACGGGCGACGGGCUUCAGUUGCUGCUGUGGGAUCACGCUCAACUGCGUGCGUUCGCCGACCAGUACCACGCCGCGUCCAGCCAAGGCGAGCGCAAUACUGCACUCACUGACUUUAUGCGACACCUGACCAUUCACGAAAGUGCCGAGGAGCAGUACCUGUACCCGCUCAUUCGUACGAAAAUCCCGGGCGCUGAAAUUCUGCUCGACCGUACCGUGCUCGAAGACAGUCUGUGCAAGCAGCUGCUCGAGUUCCUCGAAGCACACAUCUCGAACAUGUACAUUUCGAGUGCGCAGUAUACCGACGCAUCCGACAAGAACAAGCCUGGAGCGCUGCAGCCGCAUGAGCGGGAGCGCAUCUUCAACGAGAGCGCCGAGAAGCUCUUGACGCUCACCCUCGAGCAUCUCCGGUCGGAAGAAGACCGAGUGAUUCGUCCGCUCGAACAAUUGCUCAAGCCGCAGGAGAGAUCGACGCUUGAAACCAACCUGCUCUGGGCCAAGAAGCUCGCUCCGACGCAUACCCAUUCAUGGACUGCCGCGUCGAAAGGCCACUCGCGGGCCGCCCGGGUUCUCAACCCUGUUGCAGGCGUUGUGGAUCGCGUCUCGGACGCACUCAACAUUGGCACGCGAGGAACAUGAAGAUAUCAAAGUACUGUAUGCACGAUGCAUGCGCGCUGCAUAGACGAUCAACUACAAAACAGAAAAAACAAAAAUCAACACAAACCGAAAAACAGUGUGUCGAAAGUCGCAAGGAACGAUACAUGCAGUGUUGAGGAUUUUGGUUGUAUUUUUAAAACAUGAAACAAGAA